AUGGUCAAAUUCAGUAUUUUUAGAAGAAAAAUUGGAAAACCAAUACUUGUAUCACACACUAUUUCUUUGAAGAAAGAAGGUCGAAGAAAAGUUGCAAAUUUGCUAAGAAAAAGGAAGUGUUCUAAUGAAAAGUUGUUUUCAGCUAACUAUACACACCCAAUUUUCUUGACUGAGUGCAAAAAAGAAAAUUGUAAAGUUUAUCAUCAAAACAAUAAUCAAGGAGGAGAAAGAAUAAACUUAUUUGAACCUAGGACUUCAUCCUUCUUUCCCUCAAAAUUAGCAGGAUCUAAAGAACGAAGUGACUAUAGAGAUUAUUACCAAAGUGAGUGCGAUCCACGGCAAGUUUUAUCAAAUAUUUUUAAACAGGUUAAUGUUUCAGUGGAGCAAAGCAAUAACAAAAUAAGUCAUAAUUCUCAAGUUUUUGAUAAAGCCGGAAGUGGUUUGGGAGAAAUGGAUUUAAGUGGCUUAAAUUCAAAUGUAUAUGAGUACAUGGAUGCUCUUAAAGUUCUGGGGAGACGUUGGUAA
Naumovozyma castellii is the source of this 525-nucleotide messenger RNA. RefSeq lists its product as uncharacterized. Bases 1 to 525 code for a protein of 174 amino acids. The transcript has a single exon. NCBI's taxonomy places the organism in Eukaryota, Fungi, Ascomycota, Saccharomycetes, Saccharomycetales, Saccharomycetaceae. The record is from RefSeq and is a predicted model, not a curated record.